CAACUACUGACUAUGCACAACCGGAGUACUCGGGGUGUACAACAAGUAAAUCAUGGAAGCCGCCAACCCAAACGACAAGACCCCCGGAAGUGGUCCCCCACCGCCGGUGCAUCCGUACGCCCAGGCAAACGUCUUGAGCAAAUAUUUCUUCUGGUGGUUGGUGCCUCUGCUGCGGACGGGCCUUGCGCGACAGAUCGUCGCGGAGGACAUCUACCGGGUGCUGGGGCACCACGGGAGCGACCGGAUCGGGACCCGGUUUGGUCAACGGUGGCAGGAGGAGCGGCGGGCGGAGAAAAAGAAGCUGCAGCAUGGUGACGAGCCCUCGUGGAAGCGGCCCUGGAUGCUGCUCCGGGUGGUGUGGAAGAUUUAUGGGCUCGGGGUGGUGCUGUUUGGUGGAGUUUACAGCUUUUUGGAGUCCGGAUGCAGAAUUGUCCAGCCGUUUCUGUUGGGCGAACUCAUCCGGUAUUUCGACCAAGCGACGCCACCCCCAGAUGGCACCGUCACGGACGAUUCACCGAUAACACUAGGCCGUGCGUACCUGUACGCCGGUGGCAUCGUGGCCUCCGUCAUGGUCCCGGUGGCCAUAUUCCACAUGUACCAGCUGUACCUGCUCCAGGUCGGGAUGAAAAUACGUAUCGGAUGCUGCGCGCUUAUUUAUCAAAAGGUCCUUCAAAUGCCGGCAGCAAUGUCCGCAUCGGACGGAUUAAGUGGUCGCGUCAUCAACCUGAUGUCCAACGACGUCAGUCGGUUCGAUUACGCAGUCAUCUUCUUCCACGACCUCUGGAAGGGUCCCGUUGAGUUGGUGAUCGUGUCCGUCCUGGUGUUCCGCCUAAUGGGUCCAACGGGUCUCAUCGGGAUAGCUCUACUUCUACUCUUUAUCCCGGCGGAGGGUUGGUUGGGAAAGCGUGCGGCAGGUUUCCGGAUGAGAGCCGCACGGGCUACCGAUGAGCGAGUCAAGUUCACCAACGAGGUCAUUCAGGGCAUUCAGGUGAUCAAGAUGUACGUCUGGGAGAUCCCGUUUGAGGCGAUCGUCCGCAAGUUACGACACAACGAGAUUCGCGCGCUGAGAGGCAGCGCAUUCAUCAAGUCCGGACUGUUUGCACUGCGGAUCAUUCCGAAGGUAUCGAUCUUCUUGAGUCUGGUGACGUACGUGUACGCUGGCAACGUACUGACCGCAAUGCGAGUCUACAUGUUGAUAUCGUUCUUCAGCGUGAUCCACCACUCGAUGGUCGAGUUCUGGCCGCUGGCGGUCACGUCGUGUGCCGAAGCGUGGGUCUCACUCAAGCGAAUUCAAGAAUUUUUGCUGGAACAAGAUAACAGCCAGAAUAACGAGCAAAAGGACCAAAUAACUUUGAGUAAGAUCGCGAUCGAGGAUGUAUCAGCUGGAUGGCAAGAGUCGAGUUUCGCACUGCGAUCGCUAAACUGGCAAGUGUCCGAAGGUCAAACCUGGGCCGUGGUCGGACAAAUCGGUGCCGGAAAGUCCACCUUGCUGAAUCUGAUCAUGAAAGAGCUAACGCCAAGCGAAGGCAAGGUAACCGUCACCGGAAAGAUCAGCUACUGCUCGCAGAAGCCGUGGGUGUUCGAGGGGACGGUCCGCGACAACAUCGUGUUCGUGGAACCGUUCGACGAGGAGCGGUACAACGAAGUGGCGCGGGUUUGCGCGCUGGAAAGAGAUUUCAAGCUGUGGCCGAGUGGUGAUCUGACGGCGGUCGGAGAACGCGGAGUUACGCUGAGUGGAGGGCAGAAAGCGAGGGUGAAUCUUGCGCGGGCGAUCUAUCGACGGGCCGAUAUCUACCUGCUGGAUGACCCGCUGUCGGCCGUUGACGCGCACGUUGGGAAGGUCAUCUACGAGGAGUGUGUGAUGAAGUUUUUAGAGGAUAAAAUUUGCGUGCUGGUGACCCACCAGCUGCAGUAUCUCAACGGGUUGGAUAACGUUCUGAUCAUGGAUAGAGGGGAGAUUAGUGCGAGGGGAUCGUACGAAGAAGUCCGGAGCUACUUCAGUGCACUUGGUUACGGCGAUGAAGCCAAGGAAGGGAGUACGGAAAAGGUUGAUCAAGUCGUGGAAGAUGAGAGCGGGCCACAACUCCAACAGACAGCGAACAUCGACGAAGGUCAGAUGAGCGGCAAUGUAGGAUUUCAGGUGUACAAAGACUUCUUGAAAUCGGUCAAGAGUUGGUUGUUUGUAGCGUUUGUAGGACUGCUGUUGAUCGCUUGGCAGAGUGCAUCCACCGGAACGGAUUACUUCGUGUUCAUAUGGGUCAAUUGGGAAGAAAAUUACGCCCAAAGUCCGGACGCUAGCUGGACAACCGAGACGCACAUAAUCGUGUACUCGGCGCUGGUCCUAAUCACCAUCCUGCUCUCCGUCAACUCCUUUGCGUUCUUCGAAAUGUGUCUCCGGGCGUCGUCCAACCUUCACGCGGCACUCUACCACGGAAUCACCCGUGCCACCAUGUACUUCUUCAAUACCAACUCCUCCGGUCGAAUCAUGAACCGGUUCUCCAAAGAUGUCGGACUCAUCGACUCCAGCUUGCCCACCGUGCUCAUCGACAGCUUGUACUUCUUCCUGGAGCUGGCCGGCAUUAUCGUGAUUGUCUCCCUGGCAAAUUACUGGUUGCUGGUACCGACCGCCGUAAUGGGUGUGGUGUUCUACGUGCUGCGCUUUCUGUUUCUGGAAACGGCACGCAACGUCAAACGGGUCGAGGCAAUCAGUAGGUGUCCGCCGUCUGCUGCAGGUCGAUAUAAUGGCUCGAAAAUUGAAAACCUUUAUUGCCUUUCAGCACGCAGCCCCGUGUUUACGCAUACGAACGCCACCAUCGAGGGGCUGGGCACGAUCCGGGCGUUCGGAGCGGGUCGCCAGUUGGCGCAGACUUUUCACUCGCGGCAAGAUUCCAACACUUCGGCGUCGUUCCUGUUUGGAGCGAUUACGCGUGGGUUUGCCUUUUGGCUGGAUUUGAUCUGCUCGCUGUACAUCGCUUCGGUUGUGUUUAGCUUUUUGGUUCUUGGAACGGAGAUCGUCAGCGGCAACGUUGGCUUGGCCAUCACCCAGGUUCUGAACCUCAUCGGCAUGUGCAACUGGGGGUUGCGGCAGACGGCCGAGCUGGAAAAUCAAAUGACUUCCGUCGAGCGAGUCCUGGAGUACUCCACUCUGGAGCCCGAACCGGAAGUUACGGAACCUGCCGCGGAAAAUAUCCCCGAAAGCUGGCCCCAGCAGGGUGGUAUCGCAUUCCGGAACGUGUCACUGAGGUACUCCCCCAGGGCGGAACCAGUGUUGAAGGAUCUAAGCUUUGAAAUUAAACCCAAGGAACGAAUCGGAAUCGUGGGCCGUACCGGCGCUGGCAAGUCAUCGAUAAUUCAGGCCCUGUUUCGUUUGGCACCAGCCACGGCGGCCAUCGAAAUCGACCAGAUCCGUAUCGGGAGCGUUCCGUUGCGUCGCCAUCGGGGUGCCAUCUCGAUUAUUCCCCAGGAGCCGGUGAUCUUCUCCGGCAGCUUGCGUCACAACCUGGACCCGUUCGGGACGCUGGAGGACGGCCAGAUUUGGCGUGCCUUGGAGCAGGUUGAACUGCGGCAGGCGGUUCAGGCGACCGGCGGUGGACUCGACACCAAGAUGACCGAGGGGGGAACAAACUUCAGUGCCGGUCAGCGCCAGCUGCUGUGUCUCGCGAGGGCCAUCCUGCGGAACAGUCGGAUCCUGGUGAUGGACGAAGCGACGGCCAGCGUAGACCCGGAAACGGACCGGCUAAUCCAGCGCACCAUCCGGGAGCAGUUCCCCAACUGUACGAUCGUGACGAUCGCCCACCGGCUGCACACCGUCAUGGACAGCGACCGGAUCCUGGUGAUGGACGCCGGCCGGUUGGUGGAGUUUGACAGUCCGGCCAACCUGCUGCAGCGCCACCCCGACCGACCGGAUGGCUACUUCCGGCGGUUAUUCGACGAGAGCGGCAUGGACGGACGGGCGUUUGAGUAACG
Molecule: messenger RNA, 3966 nt
Organism: Culex pipiens pallens (northern house mosquito)
Lineage: Eukaryota; Metazoa; Arthropoda; Insecta; Diptera; Culicidae
Product: ATP-binding cassette sub-family C member 4-like
Exons: 10
Coding region: 53-3964 (1303 amino acids)
Biological process (GO): transmembrane transport
Cellular component (GO): membrane
Molecular function (GO): ATP binding; ABC-type transporter activity; ATP hydrolysis activity
Source: RefSeq, a predicted model, not a curated record